Metarhizium album ARSEF 1941 is the source of this 597-nucleotide messenger RNA. RefSeq lists its product as uncharacterized. The record is from RefSeq and is a predicted model, not a curated record. Bases 1 to 597 code for a protein of 198 amino acids. Lineage: Eukaryota; Fungi; Ascomycota; Sordariomycetes; Hypocreales; Clavicipitaceae. The transcript has a single exon.
AUGGGUCACCGGUCGCAUCUUGACCCAGACGACGAGCGUCUGCCAGAAGGCAUCUCCCGCGUUGGCUAUGACGCCGACACCGAGUCCUACACCUUCCAAGACAGGUCCGGCGCCUAUUGGGAGGGCAAGCCUGGCCGGCGAUACGGCCCCCUGAGGCGCGUCCACACAUCACCAAAUGUCCGAACGGCGCCCCCCGACGCACCGCACAUGACUCGAGUCGACGAGCCAGCAAGGGACGCACGUGAAGGUGGUGUAUCUGAGGACGAAACGGGGCUUUGUCAAGGGCCGCGAGUCGAAUCCAGGGACUGGGACGCCGGGAGGUGCUGUGAGAAGCACAAAGCGACGUGGGAGGAGAAACACCAUCGCACCGUGACACGGCGUUUCUCCAGGCUCGCCGGGUACUUGCGCGGCUCGCUUCCUGAGCGCAAGACGGCCACCCGCGGUCUACGCGAGAAGACGUUUCCCAUGUCCAAGGGCGGCACCAGCAUGUCAUCACGGUCGUGGGCGUUGGAUAGAGCUGUGACCUUUGACGAAAUCUUGGCGCGGCACACGGAUGUGGAAUGCUGCACCCAACGUAGCAAGAUGAAAGGCCGCUAG